This is a messenger RNA of Ectocarpus siliculosus, 637 nucleotides long. The record is from the annotation of a GenBank genome assembly. NCBI's taxonomy places the organism in Eukaryota, Phaeophyceae, Ectocarpales, Ectocarpaceae.
AUGUACAAACAAGCGCUGCCUAUCUUUUCGUGUACGUGUGCCCGCCAAGCACCGGUUGUUUUGGGGUGCAACGCAGCGUGUAUUCGCUGUGGAGGGCAGACCGUGCACCGCUCGAACCACGCGGCCUUGUUGCGUAAGAACUUGAAGACGCAGAGAGCAAAGGAGCUCGAAGUGGUGGAGACUUCUAGUCCGCACCCCUCACAGGUGAUGGUGCGGAAAGGGACAGUAAAGGAGGAGAGCCUGCGGCAGGAGCUCCUGGACGACCCGGAGGUCGAUCCGCCGGAGGUGGGGGGGGGGAGGCUGGACUGGCGGCGGGAUGGGGCGCAUUCCAGACAGUCGUCGCUGAGGGUGCUCGUCCCGACAGCAGCCAGCGUGUUCAAGUGGGACCAAGGCGGCGCCCUGAUCGAGGGCAUCGACGAAGCGACCAUCGGCCUUCUCGAUGAGCACCGGCUGUCCAUCAAGACUCUGGGGGAGCGGUACUGCACCGACCUUAACUCCGAGCGGCCAGAGCACAGCGGCGGGGUGAACCCAGAGCGAGCGACGCAGGUGUUGAGCAUGAUCGGACCUAACGAGCUCACGCCGCCGCCUACGGAGCCCGCGUGGAAGCUCUUCCUCAAGGAGCUGCUGGCGCCGCUCA